AUGCCGUCCCCUUCGGCAGUUGUUCCUGGGGUUGGCAUCCAAGCCUUGAUUCUGUGCGGCCCUGGAGUCUCCCUUAACACCUUCACCACCAACGAGGAAUACCCGAAAGCAUUGAUUCCCUUGGCCAAUCGGCCGCUGAUCUAUUACCAGCUAUCAUGGCUGAAAAAAUCCGGCAUUACCGAUAUCACAUUGAUUACACCUCCCUCGACCGCCGCUCCUCUUCAGGCCGCACUACAACAAAACCCUCAUCUUACCUCUCUACCGUCUCCAUCGCCGUCUGUCCUUGCGCCGAAAGAUCUCGAUCUAAACAUGGGAACCGCAGAGCUCCUCCGUUUGCCUGAGGUGCAAGCCUGCAUCAAAACCGACUUCCUUUUGCUUCCCUGCGACUUGGUGUGCGAAAUUCCCGGCGAGUCGCUUCUCGAAGCUUGGAUGGUCUCCCAAAGUGCGCUAGGAGGCUCCUCUACCGUCUCUGAGGGACGAAAUGCUCACGGACCAACUUCUUCCGGGUCUGGUGGCGAGAAGGGAGGUCGGCGCGGUGGUCUGACUGUAUUCUACCAAACGCAAAACCGUGAAGAAUCGGUCAAGGGCGAAGGCACCGAUUUUGUGGCCAUCGCACCUCUCGACAAUGACGAGGCACCGGCGGUGUCGCAUGCCGUCGACGGCCCUGCAGCUCUGAGACACAACUUGUCCAAGGUUGUACUGUCGAUGCCCAUGGCAACCGUCAAGGAGAAGAUGGAACAGGACAAAGGCCUGCUUCUUCGGCAUUCGCUCACGGAGAAGCACCCUCGUGUUAAGAUGCUCAGCACUUUCCGGGAUGCUCACCUUUAUAUCUUCCCUUACUGGGUCAAAGAAUUGGCCCUUCGUCAAGAAACGUUCCAGUCCGUCAGCGAAGACUUGGUUGGCUUCUGGGCCAAGGCUGAGUGGCAGCGGGGACUUGGCGAGAAGUUGGGGAUGGAUGAGAUCUUCCAUCGGGAAAAUGGUGCUCACGCAGAGAGUGGCAGCUACGAUGGUGAAUCAAUAGAAGAGGAGAUCGAUCUUCUCGCCAUGUCCACCACCAGCUCAAGGCCAAACAUCAGCGCAACCCGACCCACCCCAACCUCCUCCUUCGCGUCCCGAGUUUCCAACGUCUCGAGUGACGCCGAAAAGCCAGAGCUGAAGAUCCCCCCUCUCUUGGCUUACGUGCAGCGCGGAUCUGCACCGUUCGUUCGCCGUGUUGAUAGCAGUGCAAUUCUGCUUUCUACGGCUCUUCGUCUGGCCAAGCUCGAGUCGAUCGAAGAAGCCGGCGCGGCCGCUUCACCCUUUGCCCUCCCUCAAAAGAUUGCACACCCCGAGGGGAUUGCCCAGCGCACUACCAUCACCAAGUCUGACUGCCUGGUCGGUCAAAACACCACCGUCGAGUCAAAGUGUGUGAUCAAGGAGAGUGUGAUCGGUGCGAACGUGAAGAUCUGCUCGGGUGCGCGUUUGCAGAGGUGUUUGAUCAUGGACGGCGCCGUGGUCAACAGCUCUUGCACACUUACCGGCUGUAUCGUCGGCCGCAGAGCCGUUAUUGGCAAAGACUCUGUCCUCAAAGACAGCGAAGUCGGCGAUGGAUAUCUCGUCGAGGAAGAGACCGAUGCCAAAAAUGAAAAGUUCAUGAUCUUUGAGGGUCUCGAGGAUGAUGAGGAUAUGGGUAGCUCUGGGGAUUUUGAUGGAGAGGAUGAGCUGGGAUUCUAA
This is a messenger RNA of Penicillium cataractarum, 1713 nucleotides long. RefSeq names its product translation initiation factor eIF2B subunit gamma. Gene Ontology annotation, molecular function: guanyl-nucleotide exchange factor activity; translation initiation factor activity. Bases 1 to 1713 code for a protein of 570 amino acids. Gene Ontology annotation, biological process: cytoplasmic translational initiation. Gene Ontology annotation, cellular component: guanyl-nucleotide exchange factor complex; eukaryotic translation initiation factor 2B complex. The transcript is spliced from 2 exons. NCBI's taxonomy places the organism in Eukaryota, Fungi, Ascomycota, Eurotiomycetes, Eurotiales, Aspergillaceae. The record is from RefSeq and is a predicted model, not a curated record.